This is a messenger RNA of Hirsutella rhossiliensis, 522 nucleotides long. Its product is annotated as myo-inositol oxygenase domain-containing protein. Gene Ontology annotation, molecular function: iron ion binding; inositol oxygenase activity. The coding region runs from base 1 to 522 and encodes 173 amino acids. The record is from RefSeq and is a predicted model, not a curated record. Gene Ontology annotation, biological process: inositol catabolic process. The transcript has a single exon. NCBI's taxonomy places the organism in Eukaryota, Fungi, Ascomycota, Sordariomycetes, Hypocreales, Ophiocordycipitaceae. Gene Ontology annotation, cellular component: cytoplasm.
AUGCAGGUCACCGGCCUCAUCCACGACCUCGGCAAGCUCAUGCUCUUCUUCCCCGAGCUCGAGACCCAGGGCCAGUGGGACGUCGUCGGCGACACCUUCCCCGUCGGCUGCGCCUUUGACCGCCGCAUCAUCCUGCCCGACACCUUUGCCCUCAACCCGGACUCCAGGAACGCCGCCUACAGCUCCAAGUUUGGCAUCUACACCCCCGGCUGCGGCCUCGACAACGUCAUGCUCAGCUGGGGCCACGACGAGUACCUGUACCACGUUGUCCGCGACCAGUCCACCCUGCCCGAUGAGGCCCUCGCCAUGAUCCGCUAUCACUCCUUUUACCCCUGGCACCGCGAGGGCGCCUACCGCGAGCUCAUGUCGCCUAAGGAUCAUGACAUGCUCAAGGCCGUCCAGGCCUUCAACCCCUACGACCUCUACAGCAAGAGCGACGACGUGCCCUCGGUCGAGCAGCUCAAGCCCUAUUACCUCGAGCUCAUUGACGAGUUUUUCCCUCAAAAGGUCAUCAAGUGGUAG